Messenger RNA from Funneliformis geosporum, 122 nucleotides. Lineage: Eukaryota; Fungi; Glomeromycota; Glomeromycetes; Glomerales; Glomeraceae. The record is from the annotation of a GenBank genome assembly.
AGUUGAAAAAGUCUGUCCUAGUUUGGUCCUAGUUCCAGGACUUGCAGGUUCUAUUAUUAAGACUUAUGACCUGAUCCUUAAUAACUGGUCUUGUGACCAGUCUAAGACUGGGUCUAAGACCA